Messenger RNA from Rotaria socialis, 588 nucleotides. NCBI's taxonomy places the organism in Eukaryota, Metazoa, Rotifera, Eurotatoria, Philodinida, Philodinidae. The record is from the annotation of a GenBank genome assembly.
AUGAGAGCGAUAAGAUAUUCGUCAACAUUUGAAGCAUUUAAUAUUGAACGACGUACAAUACGUUUAACUUUAUUAUAUAAUAAUUAUCCAUCAAUCUAUAUUAAUGAACAAUUUCAGCAAUUUUUUCUCAAAUAUUUACCGACGAUUUCAUUAAUUUUACCACUUAUUGAAAAUCAAGAACAAUUUGUUAUUUUACGUAAAAAAUUAUUAGAAUAUCCAUCAGUUAAACAAAUUCUAGUUGAUAAAAGUGCAGCUACUGUUGAUAAUAUUAUUAUUAUUCGAGAUCAAUAUGGUCAAAAUGAUGAUGAAGAAACAACGAAUAAUAAUAAAGAUAAUAAAUUUCAAAAGAAAAUUUUUAUUCAUUCUCUAUAUGAAGGUCGGUUUCGACAUAUACAACGAGAAAUACAUGAAAUUCAUGAUAGUUUCUUCAAGAAUACGAUUUAUCAAGAUAUUCGAUUAAUAGUUGGUCAUCGAAAUAAUCCAAAUAUUGAAUAUGAAUUAACAACAAAGCGACCAUGUUCAUCAUUAUUAAAAAAUCAACCAUUACAAAAAAAACAAAAAGUCAAUGAACCAAAUACAACAGUCUAG